AUGAAGUCAAGCGUGGUCCUCGCACUGGGAGUGCUGGCGUCGGCAGCUCCGACGGUGGCUGGGCCCAUUUCGCACGCAGCGUAUCGCCCUGUGAACGUGCAUCGACGACAGUCGGUUGCUCCGGACGGCAGCACGGCGAGCCAGCAGGCGAUCUACCAGCAGGCCUUCACCGAUCCUGUCGGAGCAGCCAAGGCAGCCAACGCGCUGCCGUUCAUCGCAGGCCAGUACGCCACCGGCGGACUGUACCGCUACAACCUCGUCGAGGACAACACCCAGCUGCCCUGGAACGCCAACGUGCCCUUCAUCGCCGAGGCUGCCGUCAACGGAAGCGUCGAUGGCGGCUGGCAGGCGCUGCCCAACAUCGAGGGCAUGACGCUCAACCGCACCUUCGCCGUGCAGCCGGGCGCAGUCAUGCCGUUCUACCAGACGCAGGGCUACGAUGCCUCCAAGGUGAAGCGCGCCGUGAUGGUCAUGCCGGGCAAGCCGCGCGACUGCUGGAAGUACACCUCGCUGGUGCAGAACGCGCUGAACGUCUACACCACCAACCCGCAGAGCGCGGGUAACAACCCCGACGGCACCUCCUCCACCAGCGCCGCCGACAGGACCGCCAAGGACGAGGUGCUCAUCCUCGGCCCGUGCUGGAUGAACUCGGACGACGCAAAGGCGGGUGCGAUCCAGUCGGGCGAGCUCUACUGGCACGGCUCGGAGUGGCAGUCGGGCAUGGCAUCGCGCGGACCGGGUUCGACGGCGCUGUCGUCGUACGAGGUGAUGGACGCGUUCAUGGACACGCUGUUCGACAAGACGCAGUUCCCGGCGCUCGAGACGGUCGUCAUGGCGGGCCACUCGAUGGGUGCGCAGAUGGUGCAGCGCUACGCCGUGGUCAAGCAGCCCGCCGCAUACGACGCCAGCGUGUCGUACUGGGUGGGCAACCCGGGCUCGUACGUCUGGCUCACCUCGACGCGGCCCAACCAGAACAACGCCAGCUGCGCCAACGACUACGACGAGUGGGCGUACGGACUGGACGGCUCGGGCGUGCCCAACUAUGCGCGCGAACGGGUGCGCGACGACCAGAACGCGGUGGUGCAGAUGUUUGCCGCACGCAACGUGCACUACAACUACGGCCUGCUCGACAACGGUCAGGGCGACACGGCGUGCGAGGCGUCGUACCAGGGCGCCAACCACCUCGAGCGCGGCUGCCACUUUGUCGAGUCGGUCGCUGCACUCAACGGUAACGCGCUGCCCAAGACGCACACAGCCAACUUUAUGCCCAACGUCUCGCACGAGGACUACGCCAUGCUCUCGUACAACAUCUCGCUGUAUCGACUGUUUGAAGAGGUGCCCGAGGGGGCCUCCAACGCCACCAACAGCUCGGCCAAGGGCGCCGCUACAAAGGGCCGAGGUGGAUCGUCCAGCGCGGCCGCUCCCCAGGCACUAGUGAACAGCGUGGCGCUGGUCGCCGGCGCCAUGUUUGUGUUCGGCCUCAGCCUGCUUUAG
This is a messenger RNA of Moesziomyces antarcticus, 1494 nucleotides long. RefSeq lists its product as uncharacterized. The coding region runs from base 1 to 1494 and encodes 497 amino acids. The record is from RefSeq and is a predicted model, not a curated record. The transcript has a single exon. NCBI's taxonomy places the organism in Eukaryota, Fungi, Basidiomycota, Ustilaginomycetes, Ustilaginales, Ustilaginaceae.